AUGACUGGAAACCUCUUGGUAGGUAUAACUGGAAAUCAUUGUGUUGUUAUUGCAGCUGAAAAAUAUUAUGAAAAUCAAAACAAUAUUUGUUCGCUGGAUGGUAAAAUCACUGUCGCCUGGUCAGGAUAUUCAUCCGAGUCAUUGAUGGUUGUUGAUAAAGCUAAAAUAUAUACUAAUAGUAUACACGGACUAAAUUCACCAGCUAAUCGUAUCGUAGAAUUUUUAAUUGAUCCUGAAAUCAGAGUUCUCAAUAAUCUACCAACUUUGCCAUAUACUGAAUCUUUUAUGGUUGCAUCUUGUGAUAACAAUGGGCCAAAUUUAUUUGUAACUGACACGUAUGGUACCAUAUCACAUGUUCUUGCUAGUGCUGUAGGAAGAAAAAGUGAUCUUGUUACAAAUUUUUUGGUUGAAAAUUAUUCAACUGCUAACAAAAGUAUUUUAGGAACCAUAGAGUUUGCAUUGAAGACGCUGUGCGUAAUCAGUGUACCAGAUACUAAAAUUAUUGGUGUUUCAGUCACAGCAUUUAAUAGACCAUUUGAAGUUGUUGAUAAUAACAUAAUCAGUCAAUUUUUAUCAAAAAUUGAAUUAUCGAGAAUAGUUGUUAAUGAUGCAGUAAAAAUUAAUAAUAUUUAA
Molecule: messenger RNA, 633 nt
Organism: Melanaphis sacchari
Lineage: Eukaryota; Metazoa; Arthropoda; Insecta; Hemiptera; Aphididae
Product: proteasome subunit alpha type-7-like
Exons: 6
Coding region: 1-633 (210 amino acids)
Cellular component (GO): proteasome core complex, alpha-subunit complex; nucleus; proteasome core complex
Source: RefSeq, a predicted model, not a curated record